CGCAGGGACAGCGCUCUGGGCCAGUAACCUUGGGGUUACCGGUUCAAACCUCGCCUCGCACCAGAAGGGUAAAUGGCGAUUCUGUCGCAGAAGACCACAAACUCCAAACUGGGAGAUCACAGCUGUUAUCCCGAGAGAUUACUGCCGGUAUCCUGGGGGAUUAUUUGCUCUAUCUAGAGAGGUUCGCCAGCUCUGUCCCGGGAAAUCGCCAGCUCUGACUCGCCCCGACACAGGAAAUCCUUCCUUCCGCCCGACCACGGACUGGGAGAUGCCAGGUUCUGACCCAGCCGGGCACCACCGGAGUUGACGGCACAGGCCGGGCUCUGCCCCGGGGCACGCUGUGCGUCAUUGGACUCGGGGCCGGAACGCGUCGGCCCUGAAGAUCCGAGCCAGACGCACUGCCCACCCGCUCCGCGCGUCGCUGUGACGGGCAGAGCCGGACAGUCUCGUCCCGUGGCUUUGAGUGCUUUUGAAAUUACUCACUUCAUCAUUUCCAGGCGUUUCUUUGGUAUUGCUGUAACCAGCCUCAUUUGAAACAGGCUCGGAUCUUGUCUGAAUUCCCUGGCAGCGUCCAAGGCCAGGUGGACGGGACAACCUGGGACAGUGGCAGGUCUACCGUCCCUAACUAUGGCAGGGGUGGAAAUGGAGAGCUUUGGGGUCCCUUCCCACCCAAACCAUUCGGGAUUCCAUGAACGGAAUGAAAACACCCCCCAGGCUCGGCACCGAGGGGCAUCUCCACCGCUUUUCUCUUCCUCCUCCUCCACCCGUGACGCACAGUGGAGGAAGAGGCGCAGAAACCCGAGCGGCGGCGCGCGGCGGUGACGCAUUUCCUGUCCCGAACCUGAAGAAGAGCUGGCACCCGCAGACGCUGCGCAAUGUGGAGAAGGUGUGGAAGGCAGAGCAGAAGCAUGAGGCCGAGAGGAGGAAGAUUGAGGAGCUGCAGCGGGAGCUACAGGAGGAGCGGGCGCGGGAGGAGAUGCAGCGCUACGCCGAGGACAUGGGCACCGUGCGGAAGCGUGAGGAGAAGCUGGAGUGGAUGUACCAGGGCCCCGGGGGGAUGGUGAACAGGGACGAGUACCUGCUGGGGCGCCCCGUGGACAAGUUCAUCCUGGACAAGGUUGGGGACAAGGACAGCGCUGGGGACACGGGGCUGCUGCCCGGCUCCAUCUUCGCCAGGGCCGGGGCCAGCUCCGUGCUGGACAUGGCCACCAAGAUCCGUGAGGACCCGCUCUUCAUGAUCAGGAAGAGGGAGGAGGAAAAGAAAAGAGAAGUUUUAAACAAUCCGGUGAAAAUGAAGAAAAUCAAAGCCUUGCUGCAGAACAGUUUGGAUAAAAAGGAGAGGAAGAGGAAGAAGGAGAAGAAGAAAAAGCACAAGAAGCACCGGCGGCGCAGCUCCAGCAGCUCCAGCUCCAGCUCUGAGGAGGAGAGGCCCAGAAUUAAGUCUCAGAAGAGGGUGGAUAAUUCCGUCUGGAAGGCUGCUCCUUCCAAAAUCCCGGGAUAUGGCUUACAGGUGAGGGACCCCGAGGCGGGGCUGCGCUCCCGGGGCUCCCCGGGCCAGGACAGGGCCCCCCGGGAGCGCUCCCGGAGCCCGUCCCGCUCUCCCCAGAGACAUUCCAGCAGGAGGAACCCCCAGAGGAGCUCAGCGUCCCCCUCCAGGCGCAGCAAACAGCACAGCAGCCGUGAGGAGAAGGGCAGAGCCAGGAGCCCUUCCCCCAAAAAGAGCUUCCGGCGCCAGCACCCCCCGGGCUACACCAGAAAGAUCUCUCCCGAGGAGCUGGAGCGAAAACGUCAGGAAAUGAUGGAAAAUGCCAAGUGGAGGGAAGAGGAGAGAGCCAACAACCUCAGGAAGCACCGCAAGGAGGAGGAGCUGGAGAAGGAGCUGGAGAAACUCGACUCCAGGGAUGGGAAAUUCUUCCAACAGGGUUGUGAUUUCUGUCUCUGCUCCUGUUCCCUGCAGCCGUUUGAAGCUGGAGAGUGCCUCCACCUCCAGCCUGGAGGAUCGGGUCAAGCGCAACAUCCACUCCCUGCAGAGGACUCCUGCUGCCCUGGAAAAGAACUUUAUGCAGAGGUGAAGCCUGUCCUGGCCCUACCCUGGGCAGGAGCUCAGUGGAUGUUUGUUCCCAGAGGUGAGAGCUCUCCAGGAACAAUUCCAGCUCCCUCAGAGGAUCCCGGAGCUGAGCCCUUGGAGCCCUCUGCAUUUGGGGCCUUUGUGUUCCAUUUCUAACCCAUUGCUAGAGCUUCUCCUCCUCUCCCCAUCCGGACUGGUGUCAUUUUUGUACAUUAUUACCAAGCUCUGCUUCCUCCUGUGCCAGAGCUGAAGAUCUACUUUUGUUAAUCCUUAAAAUCCAGAACAGAACCGAUGCACGUGUGAGGUAAUCCCAUGGAAUUUGACAGAACUACACCAACCCUGUUCCACACUGUCACCCUUUGCACCCACACCUCACAGUGGGGUGUCUGUGGCUGGCAUUUGGUGGCUCACAGAUUUAUUUCAUUGAUCUCUGACCAAAAUAAGCAGUUUCUGAGGGGGAAAAGGGGAAUGAGCAGAGCGUAGCUGACACAGCAAACAUUUCUCUGGGAUUUUGUAAUGUAAGUAAUGUCUAUAUGUACAGCAGUGUAGAUUUAUUUUACCUUUUUAAUUAAGAAACUUCACUGUCGUUUGUUAAA
Molecule: messenger RNA, 2664 nt
Organism: Agelaius phoeniceus (red-winged blackbird)
Lineage: Eukaryota; Metazoa; Chordata; Aves; Passeriformes; Icteridae
Source: RefSeq, a predicted model, not a curated record